AAAUAUAUUGUUAGUUCACAUUGAAGGAGAAUUUGUUGAUUUGUCGUCAGCUUGUCUAAGUAUAUUUUGCCUUGGAAACAAUGACACUAGUAGGAUGAUCGCCCAUAUAGCUAUAAUGUAUACGUGUAUCGAGGUUUGAUGAUAACAUAACAAACUGUACCUGUUUUUAUAAUCUUUACAAGUGUCCUGUGGCAUGGUGGGAUCAAAUUCCUGUUGACAUAGGUUAGGUAAUACGGUACAAAUAUAGAUCAGCGAUAGCAUGCUGAGCUGCCAGUACCAAACCCAAUUAAAACUAAUAGUUGUGUAUAGACCGGAUAGACAUUACAAAUUUAAAAAUGGCGACAAUUACAUCAAAUAGCCUGGAAUCAGACCAAACAAAACUAUACGUUUGUAAGACAUGUACGGAGUUGAUAUGUGACAAAUGUUUAACGACAUCUGAGCAUGAUGAUCAUAGUGUGAUCGACCUGGAUGACGCUGGUGUCGAAAAGAUGGUGGAAAUAACGGAUAGCGGUGUUUUACAGGAACUAAGGGCCACUGUUAAACGUCAGGUAACAGGUAAUGAGGCACUGCACAGCGAGUUGGCGGACCGGAUACACAGUACCGGAAGUUUGCUGAAACUUGAGAUUGAUAAACAGGUGAAAACUCUCCUAGUAAAAUGUAAACAGUUUAAAAACUUAAACAGGGACAGACUUGCUGCGUUUGAAACCAACCUUAUAUCACUGAACGAAAAACACCAGCAUCUUACUGAAGAAAAUAGUGACGUCAUUAAUUCUGAUGACAACGAGAAUACCUACAAUAGAGACACCUCUAUGUCGGUAGUGGACUUACCUAUUCGCCCUCCUAGGCUGAUCCUCGUUAAGUACCAAGAACCUAGCAUGAUUGACCACUUGGUAUCUAAAGCACUUGGUGACCUUUCCUUCCAGGACGACAUCAGAGAAGAAUGUCAAUCGUCCAACACACACUUCUAACGUUCAGAGGGAUGCUUACACCUAUUAAUCAGCCGUUAGUAAGGAUGUGACCUCGUCCAACCUUCCUGCUGUCUCGACCAAUGAUUAACGAGGUACAAUCGGCGACGUCUAUGUCACAUCAUAUAAACUGUUUCACAUUGCCUUCAGUUUGAUUCCUGAUAGCCUUUGCGUAGGCUUACCAUGGUGUGGUCACUGAUGGCUCACCUUCCAUUUCAUUACCUCCUCUGCUGUUGUGUGAGAACGGGAAGUGUGAUGCUUUACAACACUACAUGUAUAUUUACAUUUGCUCUGCAACCCAUUAUAUGAACAUUACCAGCAGAAAUGCAUAUCAUUCGAGUAUGAAAGCAGAAAUCCCCAUAUAUCCUUUUUUGAUAUGGUGGUGUUGUCACCUUUAGAUGUUGGCAGUUUCUGACUUGUACCUAAAUCAACAUUACGUGGGACAAUCAAAUGGCCCAAAAUGUUGUACCAGCCUGUCAGACACCUGUCACACAUAUGCAGUGCGCAAUCAGAAGAUACUAUGAAUGAAUAAACAUGUUAAACAAUCAAAGUUUGUUCAUAGCUUUUUAGUUUAGCUCAGGUGACCUAUUGCUAUCCGUCUUCGACCGUCGUGCGUCGUCCGUUAACAUUUUACAUUUU
Mizuhopecten yessoensis (Yesso scallop) is the source of this 1604-nucleotide messenger RNA. RefSeq lists its product as uncharacterized. The record is from RefSeq and is a predicted model, not a curated record. Bases 336 to 968 code for a protein of 210 amino acids. Gene Ontology annotation, molecular function: zinc ion binding. NCBI's taxonomy places the organism in Eukaryota, Metazoa, Mollusca, Bivalvia, Pectinida, Pectinidae. The transcript is spliced from 2 exons.